Molecule: messenger RNA, 2132 nt
Organism: Austrofundulus limnaeus
Lineage: Eukaryota; Metazoa; Chordata; Actinopteri; Cyprinodontiformes; Rivulidae
Product: ankyrin repeat and SOCS box protein 13
Exons: 6
Coding region: 70-912 (280 amino acids)
Biological process (GO): protein ubiquitination; positive regulation of protein catabolic process; intracellular signal transduction
Molecular function (GO): protein binding
Source: RefSeq, a predicted model, not a curated record
GGUUGUUUACGAACCCGUCAUGUCGGUUCUGGUCUGUUUCUGGUAAAAAACCUGUGAAAGAAGAGGAGGAUGGAAAUCGGAGGUUCCGCUUCAUAUUACUGUGGAGACAUCGGCUGCUGGGCUGAGAGGACAGAGGUGCACAAAGCGGCGUCUCUCGGCCGGGCCUCCGACCUGCAGCGCCUGAUCCUGAACGGCGCGUCGGUCAACAUGGUGGCUGUGGACUCCAUCACCCCACUACACGAGGCCUGCCUCGGAGGACAGGCCCAGUGUGUCAGGCUGCUGCUGGACGCUGGUGCUCAGGUGGACGCUCGGAACGUGGACGGGAGCACCCCGCUGUGUGACGCCUGCUCAGCUGGGAGUUUAGAGUGUGUGAAGCUCUUGUUGGAGCACGGAGCUAAGGCCAAUCCUGCCCUCACCUCCCGCACUGCCUCGCCCCUACACGAGGCAUGCAUGGGAGGCAGCUCAGACUGUGUGGAGCUGCUCGUGGCCAUGGGAGCUUGUCUCGAGGCGUACGACCUUUACUACGGGACCCCACUGCAUGUGGCCUGUGUUCACAAGCACACAGACUGUGUUAAAGUACUCCUCAAUGCAGGUGCGAAGGUCAACGCUGCUCGGCUCCAUGAGACCCCACUCCACCAUGCAGCUAAAUCCAUGAGAGCUGAGAUGAUCCAGGUCCUGGUUGAGUUUGGAGCCAACAUCUAUGCCAGAGAUCAACACAACAAGAAACCUGUGGACUACACAGCACCGGGCUCUCCGUCUGCCGCGUGCCUGCUGUUGUAUGAAACCACUCCUAUGAGUCUGCAGCAGCUCAGCAGGUUGGCUGUGAGGAGGAAGCUGGGCACCGCGGCUCUGAAGGUCAUCGGUCAGCUGGACAUCCCAAAGCUCAUCAUUAACUACCUCUGCUAUCAGUGAGACGAGCUGGAUCAGAGCUGGUGGAACAAAGUAGAACUCUGUCCGUUUGCAGACAUAAAUGUGCCAAGCUCCACAUCGUCACAAGCUUCUGUUCAAAUCUGCACUUUAUUCCUCACAUCUUUAGAGUUAUGGACGUUAAACUGUACUUCUUUAAUCAAAAAGCGAUUUGUCUUAAAUCUUAUGUCAUGUGACAACUGUGUUUUGUGGAGGCUAAUGUUUUUAGCACAGCGUGUGUGUUCUUGUAUUAGGAUCGUUUCUGGUAUACGCACUUACCUUGUCAAGACCAGUAGUCCUAAUGGGGACCAAAAACUGGUCCUAUUAUGGUGGAACUCCAUUUUUGGGUUGGGGUUUAGGUUUAGGACAAAGGUCUGAAUUGAGUUUAGGCUAGGUUUGGGGUUAGGUAUGUACUGGGAGGGUUAGGGUUAAGAACUACAGAAAAUGAUUGGGAGUCAAUGAAUGGUCCUAAUAAGGAUAGUAAUACAAAUCCAUGUGUGUACAAUUCAUAAAACAUUGCAUGAACCACUAAAACAUUUUAGUAAGAAGUUCACAAAGUAAUCAUUAGAUGAUAAAACAGAUUAACUUCAGCAGUCAACCUGAUUCAAGAUGGCCGCCACAACCAGUUGACUUCAGAAAAAACUAAAUUUGUUACAACCUAAAUUACAACCACUGAGCUCGUAUUUAGUAUGGUAACACAUUUAUACAUAAAACCUCAAAUCUACUCGUUGGAAUCAGUCUGUUAGCAAAAUAUCUCCUAAGAACAUAUUUCAGUGAACAUGAAUUUACUGUCGUCUACAAUUCAAGAUGGCCGACACAAAGAACCGAUGUUAGCUUACACAAGCUAUAUCUUUAACGUUCAUAUCACAAACUCAACAAUCUUUACACUGAAAAUUUUAUAUGGAGUUCUGUGAAAUUCACAUUUUAAAUCUCAGUGUUUGUAAAACAUUUCUUUGACCCACUAUAAUCCCAUGUGCAGGAAAAGUUCUAAAAGUCAGGAUUUUUAUCUUUGUAUGAACAAAGUUUAGUAAAUGAUAUUAAUGUGUGAACAUGUUGACAUUUGAAAUAUACCAAACUUAUUUAUUCCUUUAAAAUAUAAAACAAAACAACAGAAAAAAGAAUCAACCCUCAGUCAGAUUGUACAUUUCAGGAGAAAAUGUCCUGAUGCAUCUCAGUAAUCCAGGUAAAAAAAUCAAAAAGAAAAAAAUUGUAUAGGUCUUCUGGAC